Molecule: messenger RNA, 876 nt
Organism: Impatiens glandulifera
Lineage: Eukaryota; Viridiplantae; Streptophyta; Magnoliopsida; Ericales; Balsaminaceae
Product: protein NONRESPONDING TO OXYLIPINS 2, mitochondrial-like
Exons: 5
Coding region: 130-459 (109 amino acids)
Source: RefSeq, a predicted model, not a curated record
CUUCUUCCACGAAACCUUCUCCGGGCGGCGGGGAUCAAAUUCACGAAGCCCUAACCAGGUACUAGAUCUUCCUCAAACCAUUCAUUUAUCGUUGAAGUAGACCACUGUUUCAUCUCCGGUUUGGUAUAGAUGGCGUCUUCAUGCAGUAGAUUCUUUAGCAGAGCCUCCAUUUCAUCUGUCAGAUCUGCCAUUAAAUCCAACAUUCAAACAGCUUCGUCCCCCCUUCACAGUUCUGCUUCCGCAUCCUCCUCAAGGUUCUCUAUUCCUUCCAGAUCCAAUUCAAAUCCACUUCGCCGUCUUUCCCUCUCCAGGUCUCCAUCGGAGCUUGGAUGUGUACAAUCUCUUUUGCCACUCCACAGUGCACUUGCGACGUCGAGGAUGAUUUCGUGCCUAAGCUCGACUUCCAGCAGUAGAGCUCUAUCACAGGGUACACUCUACCGUGCCUAUCCCGGUCUCUAAUAUUUGUUUUUUUAUAUGAGAGCACAUGAAUUUCAAAGAAAUAUUUUGGGGUUUUCCAUGACAUGCAGGGCAACAAUGUCAAAUGAAAUUGAUGGGACGUGAUAAAUUGUGCUGUUUCUUGAGGAGGGCUAUGUUCUGUUUUACUGCAAGGAGUUGAUUAAACAUAGCUUGGUCUUUCAGUUCCAAGGUGAUUGAUCCUGUGAGCGGCAAAUACUCCUCCUCGCAAGAAUUUCAUUACUGUCUAUUGAUUGGGUAAAGCAACGAUUUUGUAAUCUGUUUUCAGAAUUACUUCCAUUUUGAAUUGCUCAUUGUUGUGCAAUAUGAUUUGUUUCAAAUAAUAGUUACCUGAGAUAGAUGAAAUCUUACCUUGAGAAAUAAGGAUUUAUUGUCAAUCUAUUUUAAUGCCGAUUUUUUAUU